Messenger RNA from Myzus persicae (green peach aphid), 1173 nucleotides. RefSeq names its product outer dense fiber protein 3. Lineage: Eukaryota; Metazoa; Arthropoda; Insecta; Hemiptera; Aphididae. The coding region runs from base 411 to 1166 and encodes 251 amino acids. The transcript is spliced from 7 exons. Gene Ontology annotation, cellular component: cytoskeleton. The record is from RefSeq and is a predicted model, not a curated record.
GUUCUCGCGGUGACAGAGAGAUCGUUGCGCGUGGGACCGACCGGGCGUGGGCCUGACGACGAACGUUUUGCACAUGCACAAGCAUCCGUUUGCGGUGGUAAAGCCGCGGGGUGGGCAAACUUUUCCGUUUCAGUUAUACCCGUGCUCCAGUCGAACAAACACCGCAUUCACGGGUGUGCACUAAAUACAUAGUUCCAAUUCUACGAUACAUACAGUAAUCGUAUUAUACUCGCCAGUAGUUUCCAUACACAUAGAUUCAAAAUCGAUUUGUAGAGUUGUCAGCACUUGUCACGCAAUAUUAUUUUUCUUGCAGACUUUUCGAACAGCUACAAAUACAUAUACAAUAUUAUAUUAAUCUGCAAAUAUUGUACAUAUAGGUACCGUGCAUAAUAGAAGCAUUUUAUUAAACAAUGGGCGGAUAUCAACAAAGACAAUGGACGCCGACUAAGAGACGAGGCCCAAUAGCUGCUGAAUUUUCCGGUCCCGGGCCAGCAGCGGUAGCGUUACCAACUCUCGUCGGAAAUUUAGUACCAGAAUCCAAACGUGGACGAGCACCGGCCUUUAGUUUUGGUGCUAGACACAACGAAAAAAAUGACAGCGCCGGACCAGGACCUGGUCAAUAUAACAUCACCGGAUUGAGCUCAAAAGGCAAAGAUACACCGCCGGCGUCUACCCUGCACUCGAGGCCCAAGGAAGUGAGGCCCGACAACUUUCCGGCCCCCGGUGACUACAACCCGGAAAAGGCCGAGAAGGUGAUCCACGAACACUCACCGCAGUACACUUUCGGACUGAAAACGCAGGUGGACAAGCCGAACCCGAACCCGGCGCCUAACGUGUACAACAUCCCGACGGUGAUGGGCGCGGCCAAGGAGGGGCACUUCAAGGCAGCCCCGUCGUUCAGCAUAUCCGGCCGCACCAAGGAAUUCCCCGACGGCCGGCUGCUGAACCCCGGCCCGGGCGCUUACAAAGACGUAAGCGCAGACAGUAUUAAACCGAAAUCGCCGGCGUACACGGUCAGCGCCCGUUACAACAUGCCCGGCGACAGUUCCCCCAGACCCGGCCCGGGAGCGUAUUCUCCCGAAAAGGUUCAAGUCGAUUUGUCCCAAGCACAUUCGUUUGGAAUUAAACAUUCACCGUAUUCUAAUUCUUUUGGCAUUGGUUACUGAAUGAAAA